GACAGACAACCUAUCAACACCGUAGCCGCGUUGUGUUAACAUACGUGUGUGGGACAACAAAUCACUUGAACAAUGAGGUCGAGAAUGACAGUAAUUCCAAAAUUGUUCUCCCAUUGGUGGGAGACGUUGGAACGUUCACAUCGAUUACUCGAUCAACGGUUUGGUAAAGGAUUAAAUCCGCAAGAUUUUCCCCCAUCAUUUUUCGAUAGAUCACCGUCCAGAUUUCUGCCAUACAAUUAUUACCGACCAUGGUGGGAUCGAUUCGAAGAAGAGGAAGAAAGUGGAUGGUCGAUCAUCAAAGAUGACAAGGACAAGUUCCGCGUUGUCCUUGAUAUACAACAAUUCAAACCAGAAGAAGUAAAUGUAAAAGUUGUCGACAAUUUCAUUGUUGUUGAGGGAAAACACGAAGAAAAGGAAGAUGAUCACGGAGUAAUCUCUAGGCAUUUUAUUAGAAAGUAUUUAGUACCGGAUCAAUGUGAUCCCGAAAAAGCAUCGAGUGUUUUGUCUUCGGAUGGUAUUCUAACCAUAACGGCACCGAGACGGCCAGAAACACUUGAAGCCAAGCAAGAAAAAACGAUUAAAAUAGAGCACACUGGUAAACCAGCAGAAGAAACCCAGAAAGCAAAACAAUCUCAGUAAAAAGUUCCCUGUUUUUCUAUGUAUAUUUGUACGUGUCUAGUACAUAUUUUGUAAGGUACCUUUACGUUCCUCGCACUAUGUAUGAGUUGUAUUUAUAUGUACGUCGUUUUGUACUUUCAAGGAAGCGGAACUCCGUGAUAAAUUCGUACGAAUAAAACGGAAGUACAAUGGA
Messenger RNA from Dufourea novaeangliae, 811 nucleotides. Its product is annotated as protein lethal(2)essential for life-like. Bases 73 to 639 code for a protein of 188 amino acids. Gene Ontology annotation, biological process: protein refolding; response to heat. NCBI's taxonomy places the organism in Eukaryota, Metazoa, Arthropoda, Insecta, Hymenoptera, Halictidae. The transcript has 2 exons. Gene Ontology annotation, molecular function: protein folding chaperone. The record is from RefSeq and is a predicted model, not a curated record.